UAACAAAGCCAUCGCCGACUACCUCAACACCAACGGCUACUCCUCGGCCCUGGAGGCCUUCAAAAAAGAGGCGGACAUGGCUGUGGGCGAGGUGGAGCGCAAGUACGGCGGACUGCUGGAGAAGAAGUGGACGUCGGUGGUGCGGCUGCAGAAGAAGGUGAUGGAGCUGGAGUCGAAGCUGAACGAGGCGGAGAAGGAGUACAUCGAGGGGGCGCCGACUCGCGGCAAGCGCAGCCCCGCCGAGUGGAUACCGAGGCCGCCCGAGAAGUUCUCGUUGACUGGCCACCGAGCGCCAGUCACCCGAGUGAUCUUUCAUCCGGUGUUCAGUCUAAUGGUGUCGGCCAGCGAAGAUGCCACCCUUAAGGUGUGGGAUUUCGAGACUGGCGAGUACGAGCGUACCAUGAAGGGCCACACGGAUUCAAUACAGGACAUCGCUUUCGACGCGUCCGGCAAGCUGCUGGCGUCCUGCAGCGCCGACAUGAGCGUGAAGCUGUGGGACUUCCAGCAGAGCUACGAGUGCGUAAGGACGAUGCUGGGGCACGACCACAACGUGUCGGGGGUUUGUUUCAUGCCGGGCGGGGAUUUCGUCGUCUCCUCCAGCCGCGACAAGACCAUCAAAAUGUGGGAGGUGUCAACGGGGUAUUGCGUCAAGACUUACACUGGCCACAGGGAUUGGGUGCGGAUGGUCCGCUCCUCCCCAGACGGCACCCUAUUGGCCAGCUGCUCCAACGACCAGACGGUGCGCGUGUGGGCCGCGGCUUCGAAGGAAUGCCGCGCCGAGCUGCGCGCGCACGACCACGUGGUCGAGUGCGUCGUCUGGGCGCCCGACUGCGCCGCCGCCGCCAUCAACGAGGCGGCCGGCGUCGACAACAAGAAGGGCGCUCGCGCGGGGCCGUUCUUGGCGUCGGGGUCCAGGGACAAGUCGAUCAGGAUAUGGGAUGUGGGAGCAGGCGUGGCCCUAUUCGUUCUUACAGGGCACGAUAAUUGGGUGAGAGGAGUGGUAUUCCACCCUGGGGGAAAGUUCUUGGUAUCGGCUAGCGAUGACAAGACAUUGAGGGUGUGGGAUUUGAGAAACAAGCGCUGUACAAAAACUCUGGAUGCCCAUAAACACUUCUGCACAUCAUUAGAUUUCCACAAGUCGCAUCCCUAUGUUAUCUCUGGAAGCGUGGACCAGACGGUCAAAGUAUGGGAAUGCCGUUAG
This is a messenger RNA of Phaedon cochleariae (mustard beetle), 1201 nucleotides long. The record is from the annotation of a GenBank genome assembly. Lineage: Eukaryota; Metazoa; Arthropoda; Insecta; Coleoptera; Chrysomelidae.